Nicotiana tabacum (common tobacco) is the source of this 345-nucleotide messenger RNA. The record is from RefSeq and is a predicted model, not a curated record. Lineage: Eukaryota; Viridiplantae; Streptophyta; Magnoliopsida; Solanales; Solanaceae.
AUGAUAGACAAGAAAUGCUCUAAAUUUGUGUAUAAUAGAAGAGCAAAAGAGCCACUUGAUUGUGCGAUUUGCUUACUGGAAUUCGAGCACGGAGAUAAAGGAAGGAAGAUUAAAAGUUGCAGUCAUAUAUUCCAUGAAAAUUGUUUGGAUAAAUGGCUGAUGCACGGCAAGGGACAAAACAGUAAUUGCCCGGUUUGCCGGAGUGUGAUUAUACCGAACUAUAUGGUUGAAGAGAUCCAGGAAGUUGAAGAUGGAGGACUGAGGUUUAAUCUCUUUGAAGAAGAACUUGCUCUUCUAUUGCUUUCUGGCUUGAGUAAUGGAUGUUCUACUCACAGGUGUUCUUAG